GUAGCGGGACGUGCUUCUCUCACACCCCCCUUAAAACUGAGUUUUACAGAGAAGCACAGAGGGUUAAUGUCGUUCCAAACCCAGGCUUCCGACCUUUGCCCACGGACACACCGAGUAUAGCUACGAUGACCACUAUGUCGAUCAAGUGGGCGAAGCUCGCGAGCAAGUACAGAGAAAACGAUCACGCCGGCCUGCAGGUCACCGACUCCCCUGACGUCGACCUACAACCCAACGUCCCAGCAUUGCGUCACUCUCUACAGGUUGCCCUCGGAAUUUACUCCACCGAACUGGCUAUGCAGACGAUUGCCGAUUCGUUUGUAGAUGACAUCUCCUACGACGACAUCACCAAAGCCGUUGGGGAGAUCGAGGUAUACGUUUGUCUGUGGGCGAAGAACACACUGCAUGGACUCCACAUUGACCGCGAGCAUUGCCCGCCCGGCGUGGCGUGCGGCAACGUUUUCCUAAACGAAUUGGAUGUAAAAGUUCUGCCGACCACGGCCAUCCACCAGUGGACACACGAAGAAAGAGCGUUCGUGAUGUUGCUGGUCUGGUUUCUAGUCCAUGAGAUGGCUCAUGCUCUGGUUUCGGUUUUGGAGCGCGACGGAAAGAUCACCAGUUCCUCAACGCCAUCAACAGCGACUGGCUUUGUUCAUGAGGAAAGAGUCCUAAGGCAAUACCAGGGCACAAGUCCGGAAGGAUACGUAACAGGGGAAAGGGGGUGGUUUUUAGAAGACAGGCUGGGUGGACACUUGAAACUUCUGGAGAAAACCUUCGCGUUGUACAUUCAACGCCCAGAGUUAAAGAAAUACUGGAGAGUGGGUGCAGACGUCGUUGAGAAGAUACUAAAUUUCGACUAUUCGGUGUUGCCCCUUGCCCGCUCGGGUCUGGGCGAAUCCAUGUCUCUCGCGACCGAAGCUUAUAUGAAAGGGAGAUUAGUCGACGAUCAGGAUGACGAAGGUCAUCACAAGGCUGGCAUGAAAACCUAGAUCCGUUUCUUUGUGCAACUCGCGCUAUCGAAAUGGUCGUGGGGCAUCUAUUACUAUUAUUUGGCCUUACAUAGCCAAUUGUGUUAUGGAAGUAGUGCUUCCCCCAGUAUGAACAACAAAAAUCUACCUGCCGUCCUACCCGGCUUUGACGAGCAUUACAAAAUAUGCGUAGACAACUUCAAAUAUGAUGUCGCGAACUCAGUUGAUUGAUUGAUAGUUCCCUCCCUCG
Molecule: messenger RNA, 1215 nt
Organism: Fimicolochytrium jonesii
Lineage: Eukaryota; Fungi; Chytridiomycota; Chytridiomycetes; Spizellomycetales; Powellomycetaceae
Exons: 4
Coding region: 126-986 (286 amino acids)
Source: RefSeq, a predicted model, not a curated record